CACAUUUCGUGGCUCCCCAAAAUGAAGCAAAUCAAAAGUGGAAAUAUGAUGCCUUUUUGAGUUUUAGAGGAGAAGACAUCCGCAAUAAUUUUGUUGCGCAUCUUUAUAAACGUCUGGAAGAUAUGGGAAUCAGUGUAUUCAAAGAUGAUGUGAAACUUGAAAGAGGAAAACACAUUUCAACAGAACUGUUGAAAGCGAUUGAGGAAUCAAGAAUUGCUAUUAUUAUCUUUUCUGAGGACUAUGCUUCAUCCACCUGGUGCUUGGAGGAACUCGCAACGAUAAUGGAGUGUGUUGAUCAGAAGGAACAAACGGCAUAUCCUGUCUUCUAUAACGUUGAGCCAUCUGAUUUACGCAUGAAAGGUGAGAAGAGCAGCUUUGCAAAAGCAUUGGAAAAACAUGUGGAAGAUUUCAAGGCUUAUAAACCUGAGGCAGAUCAUAUGGAUUAUGCUAUGCAGAGGUUAGGCAAGAGGUAUCUUGCUCUCAGAGAAGCAAAAAGAAACCAGACAAUCAGGGAUAAUUUGGAGAAGGUGCAAAGGUGGAAGAAUGCUCUGCAUAGAGCUGCUGGAAUAGCAGGACUGGAUGUUCGUAAAACUGCUAAUGGGAAUGAAGCAAAAUCUAUUGACAAGAUUAUAAAUGAUAACUUCCGAAGUAUGCACCACACCGUUUCAGCAACUGAAAAAUAUCUAGUGGGAAUCGACUCCCGUAUAGGUGAAGUAGAAUCGUUACUGAGGUUUCAUUCAGGUGGUGUCUGUUUUGUUGGAAUAUGGGGGAUUGGAGGCAUUGGUAAGACAACUGUUGCAAGAAAAUAUUUUGACAAGGUUUCUCAUCAAUUUCAAGGGUCGUGUUUUCUUGCGAAUGUUAGAGAAGAAUCAAAGAAGUAUGAGCUAAUGUACUUGCAAAAGACACUUCUUUCAAGACUCUUAAACGAAAAAUCAAUGAAGAUAGCAAGUUUUUUUGAAGGAGCCGACAUGAUAAAAAGAAAGCUUUGCCGCUUAAAAGUUUUAAUUGUUUUUGAUGAUGUCGAUGAUGAAGACCAAUUGGAAUAUUUAGUUGGAAAUCAUGACUGGUUUGGUGAUGGAAGUAGAAUCAUUACAACAACUAGAAACCGUGAUUUAUUACGCAGUCAUGACCAGUUAUAUCCUGUUCCUGAAUUGACUAAAGAUCAGGCAGUUGAAGUCUUCAGUUGGCACACUUUUCAGAAACGGACUCCUGAUAGAGAGUUUUUGAAACUCUCCAAGUCUGUAGUAGAUUAUGCUAAAGGCUUACCUUUAGCUCUUAAGGUCUUGGGUUCUUUUCUCUACAAGCGAGGCAUGACAGAGUGGAGAAGUGCAUUAGAUAAACUUAGAGAUACUGGAUAUGAAAAAAUUUUUAAGCAGCUCAGUUUAAGUCUAGAAGGAUUGAAUCAUGAAGAGAAGAAUAUAUUCCUUGAUAUUGCAUGCUUCUUUAGAGGAAGAAAACGAGAUGAUGUGAUAACAAUACUAAACAGUUUUGGCUUCCGAUCAGAGAUUGGAACUGAUGUCCUCGUCCAAAAAUCACUCUUACAUAUUUCUGAAGGAAUGGUUGAGAUGCAUGAUUUGAUAGAGCAAAUGGGCCAGCAAGUGGUACGCAGUGUUGACCAGGACAGGCCAUGGAACCACAGUAGACUAUGGCAUGAACAAGAUAUAAAAACUGUUUUUUCUGCAAAUCAGAGGACAGAGUCAAUUGAAGGCAUAAUGGUACCAAUUGGCUCGGACCGUCAUAUAUGCAAGUGGAGCAAAGUUUUCGAAAACAUGCCGUGUCUUAGGUUACUCAUUGUCAAAGGGGAGGAGGCCCGACAUCAUGACCCUAUUUGUGACCGUAUUGACUAUCUCCCGAGUAACUUGAAAUGGCUUGAUUGGUCAUACUACAGUUUUGCAACUUUACCAGCAGAGUUUGAACCAGGAAACCUUGUUGGGCUCAACAUGACUUUUAGUUCUCUUGUGGAAAUCUUCAAGGAACCAAAGGCAUUUGACAAGUUGACAAUCCUCAAUUUAAGUUUUUCAGGAAGUUUACUCCGAACACCCAAUUUUUGUCACUCCAAACCUCCAAAAGAUUAUACUGAAAAGUUGUGUAAGCUUGGUAGAAAUUCAUCCAUCUGUUGGAAAUCUCAGAAAGCUUAAAUUUUUGAAUAUGGAAAACUGCAAAAGUCUCAAUUCCUUUCCAAGCAGUGUUCAAAUGGAAUCUCUUGAAAGCUUCAGCCUCUCGGGUUGUGAGAAAUUAGAAAAAUUUCCAGAAAUUCGGGGAAAUAUGGAAUUGCUAUCAGAGCUCCUCUUGGCACAUACCGCUCUUUGGGAACUGCCCUCAUCAAUAGGACUACUAAGUGGUAUCAGCUUGCUUGAUUUGCGUUCGUGUGAAAACCUUGUGAGACUCUCAUCCAGUGUCUGUGAGAUGAGAAACCUGAAAAUUUUGAUUGUGAAAGGCUGCUCAAGAUUUGCAAACUUUCCUGAAAAUCUUGGUGAUCUAAACCAGUUGGAGGAGCUCUAUGCAGGUAACACUUCCAUUUGUCAACUACCAGAUUCUAUUGGAAACUUAAGCAAACUCAAGAUCCUAUCAUUAAGAAGAGGGUGGAAGGUAAAGCAUCAGCGUGCUCGCAGCUUGAUAUUACCCUUGGUGUAUCAUGGUUUGAGGAAAUUGAAAAGCUUAGAUCUCAGUGGUUGCAAUUUAUGUGAUAAUCAAGCUGCUGCUCUUGUGUUUUUUCCUUCUUUAUUGGAACUGAAUCUGAGCAGAAAUAAGUUCAUUCCUUACCUAAUAGCUUAUGUAUACUUUCUUGCCUUCGAUAUCUCAACAUAACACACUGUCAGGAACUUAAGGAACUUCCCUUACUUCCUCGGAGUAUAGAGGAAUUAUAUGCAGAGGAUUUUUUGGCAAAAGGAAGUAUUGUAAAGCUACCAAUGUACCCAAGGUUGAAUUUGAUCUCAUUCACUAAUUAUAGUUUUGAUCAACAAUCUUAUGUAGAGGAGAGAAAUGGAAGCUCUGUUUUGGAUGAUAUUCUUAGUUUAUUUUUCUCAAACAAUAUCCAUGAAAUGACCCGUCCCUCUCUUCAGUCUGGUGACAGGAUGACUUGCUCCAUUGUCUUUCCUGAACAUGCAGUUCCCACGUGGUUUAAGCACCAGAGUGUUAAUGAAAAGAUCAGGUUCAAACAGCCCAUUGAUUGGUAUAAUGAUAAGUUCAAGGGCUUUGCUCUCUGCUGUGUGACUCUCAUGGGAGCAGGUGUCUGCAAUCCUGAUUCAAGGCUAUCUGAGAAGUACGACUAUGCUUUAAUCAAAGCCAAAUUGAUAUGCAGUGAUCAUUCAGAAGACCUUAAAGUGCUAGAGAAAGAAUGUAAAGUGGGCACAGCAUCUAGAACCUAUGGCUGGUAUGUUUGUUUUGCCUACAUACCAUUGUAUUUUUCAAGGCCCAUGUACGGCGUAAAUGUUGGAAUUUUUAACCAGUAUGGCUUCUUUGAGGCAUCUAUCUACGGUCGCAGAGUGAGACAGUGGGGAGUUCAUUUGAUCUAUGAGGAUGAUAGAAUGUUUUUUAAGAGAAGACUACAGACGAAGUUGGUUUCAGCUCCCCUAAGCUGAACAGGGGGCUGAAUUAGCUCUAUGUGCUGGGAUAUUGAGGGGAUUGCCAACUUCUAAAGUUUAAUAAUUUAAAUAUGGUUAACAAUUUAAUUUCAAUGUGAUUAAGGGAUUUUUUGGUAGAGUGCAUUAGAAAAAAUAAUACUUGCAUUAGUUUUUUGUACUACUAGUACCUUAUUUGGUACACUUUCUCAACCUAUGUAUAAGUAAUGCAAGUCUUAGUUAUAUACUUUAUUAGGUAUUAAGGUAUGUAUAACUAUUAGAUGAAAAUUCAUGAUAAUAGC
Capsicum annuum is the source of this 3862-nucleotide messenger RNA. Its product is annotated as disease resistance protein Roq1-like. The record is from RefSeq and is a predicted model, not a curated record. The transcript is spliced from 5 exons. Lineage: Eukaryota; Viridiplantae; Streptophyta; Magnoliopsida; Solanales; Solanaceae. Bases 123 to 2138 code for a protein of 671 amino acids. Gene Ontology annotation, molecular function: ADP binding. Gene Ontology annotation, biological process: defense response; signal transduction.